Messenger RNA from Acanthaster planci (crown-of-thorns starfish), 3745 nucleotides. RefSeq names its product integrator complex subunit 7 (gene ints7). Gene Ontology annotation, cellular component: integrator complex. The record is from RefSeq and is a predicted model, not a curated record. NCBI's taxonomy places the organism in Eukaryota, Metazoa, Echinodermata, Asteroidea, Valvatida, Acanthasteridae. Gene Ontology annotation, biological process: snRNA 3'-end processing.
UGUUACAUACAUACUAACGUGGUUCAUGUAACUUUUCCAUCACACUAGUAUUCAUGUUGGUACAUCUUACACGAGUCAGACUUCGUGUAGGACUGGGAGGCCAGUGUGGUUUGGAUGUGAUCAUGAGGCUGUCCGCAAUGCCCAGUGAUGCCGGAUAUGGAGAACAAGAGCAAGAUGCUAAUACGGCAUUGUUGGAGCUGGACAAAGGUCUGCGUUCUCUGAAGGUCGGGGAGCAGUGCGAAGCCAUAGUGCGCUUCCCCCAACUCUUUGAGAAGUACCCGUUCCCGAUCCUCAUCAAUUCUGCCUUCCUGAAGCUUGCUGACGUCUUCAGGGAUGGGAGUAACUUCCUUCGUCUGUGCGUGGUGAAGGUUGCUCAGCAGAGCCGACGCCAUCUGGACAAGAUACUCAAUGUGGACGAGUUUAUCCGCCGCAUCUUCUUCGUCAUCCAUAGCAAUGAUCCAGUUGCUAGGGCAAUAACCCUCAGGGUCUUGGGCAGUAUUGCGGGUAUUAUUGCUGAGAAGAAGAACAUUCACCACAGCAUUCACAAUGGUCUAGAUUCCCACGACAGGGUGGAGCUGGAAUCAGCCAUCUAUGCUGCCUCAUGCUUCUCAGCAGAAUCAAGAACGUUUGCGUCGGGGAUCUGUCACAAGCUGGCCGAGCUGAUCCGGGGCUUGUCCACCCCCACCGAGAUCAAACUCAAGCUCAUCCCGAUCUUCAAGCACAUGCACUACGACACUCCGUCCGCUGCCUUCGCCCGACAGCUCUGUCUGGAUCUCCUGCCUUCCUACCCAGCCAAGAGCUUCCUGACUGUCACGUUGCACACCUUAUCGCAGCUAGCCGCCGCCUCAUUGGUUCAUAUUCCUGAUCAGGUGAGCCUGCUCCUUGGCUAUCUGUGCCACGACCCCCGCACGGCUGUUCAGAUGACCUGUGUACAGGACUUAUGCCUCCUUGCCCGGAAGGCCCCUCACAUGUGGACCAGUGAAAACCUGGCCUCUCUAACCGGGCAGUGCCAGGGCUGCGAGUCGCCCGGCCUGCUGGCCAACCGACUGCGAAUCCUGGCCAUUCUGUUCGGGACGCCGGCGUUGCUGGUGCAGGAGCAAUUGGAGCCUAUCGCCACCCUCUGUAGCACACUGAGUCAACACUGGGACGUGAAGGUGGCAGCCACGGCUAUCCAGAUAAGAACCCUCCUGGCCAAAUGGCAAAAUGUGGGCUCUGGUGUCCAUGACACUGGAGAUUCGCCAGCCUUAUCAUACAUGCCUAUAGCAUUUGCAGCUCAGAAUAUAGUCAUACAGUGUUUGGCAGAGGAGACGAAAUCUGCAACAGAAGCCCUCAAAGUCGUGCUUGGUUGUAUCCGAGAUUUGAGUGAGAAGUGCCCAGAGGCCCUUCCAGCAUUGGUCAACACACUGACAAUGUCACUGAAAUCCACUACAGGCGAGGGUGGUUUGGCGUUGUGCCGUUGUCUUGUGUCCCUCGGCGAAUCGAGACCAGAGGAUCUCUUCACCAGUCAUUUACCAAUCCUGCAGGAGCUGUAUACCGAUGCCCUCAAGCUGGAGCAAUCUCACAGCGAGGAGAGCAAUGUGAGACACAACAUGCUGGUUGGCUUGGCCAUGCUGCUCCUGUUGGCUGACAGGAAGGGACGAUUGUGCCCCAGCGUCAGUCAAAAUAUCCAGGAGCUUGUACAGCGUUACCCAUGGCCAGCAUACCGCAUUGCACACCAAGCAACGAGACUAAAUUGCCAUGAAACAGCGGCAGAAAUCUUCGCCAAGCUAGCAACACAGGUUGCCUCGGAGCACUAUUACUACUGGCUCUGUGGCUUGGAGCAAUUCUGCCUCGGUGAGACCUGCCUGGCAGCGAUCACUGAGAAGUCAAACAACCUCAUGCCUUGUCUGUCCAAGGCCUUGCAGCACUACGAGAAGGGACUGUCGAAUCUCAAGGCAGCGUCAACCCCUUCCCACCCUCUCCUGUUCCACUGUGACUUCAUGAGGCUGAGGGCUGACAUGUUGCAUUGCUGCCUUCUCCUCCUGUCCUGCCUAGCGACCAUCCGGACCUGCCCGCCUCCUGCUAUUGCUCCUGCUGUUGCCUUGACGAUGGGCCAGGAGCUUCUAAGAUGCGGGCACAUGGCAACUGAGAUGCAGCAGUGUGCUGCACAGGUCCAGCAGUUGAGUGUCCGUUACGCUCGGUUGUACCAGACAUCAUUCGAUGCUGACCCCGACUCACUCAGCAAGAUCAAAUUAAUUCAACAACAGUGUUUGCUGCUGGGUCAUGCAAUUGACUGCCUCGUCCUCAAUAAUCCAGCAUACAGUGGGAACAAGCAGUGGAAUCUUCUGGGCAGCUGCAACGCAGUGGAAGGCUCCACGGGCACCAACAAGCAGCAGGCCAAGAAGCAACUGCAGAUGACAAACACCAUCUUGAAAGAUCUGCAGAACGUCUUGGUGCAGACGGACGGACAGUCCAUUUCUCAUCAGCAUGUCAACUGCCUGACUGAGGCGUGUGCAGGAAUGAUGAGAUUACCAUUUGGUUUUCCACGUUACUUCUUCCAGGCAUUACAGUCGACCAGCAUCAAGCUGGCUCUGUCACCAACUGCACGAAAUCCAAAUGAACCUGUGUCAUUGUCUACUGACACGCAUUUGGCGAUGAAGGUUGAGGGCGUUAUACAGCACGGCAGCAAGCCAGGCCUGUUCCGGAAGGUCAGCAAGGUGAAGCUGGCCGUUACUUCAUCCUGCACUACUGCUAAGACAACAGGUCUUGGCAAAUCCAGCGAGUCCGACAGCGGUACCAGUGAAGGCACAUGGUACACAGAGCCCCACCACGACUACUUCAGCAUUCAGAUCCUGUUGUCCCUGCCCGUGGUCGGCACCCACACCAUCAACGUAGAGGCCAGUGUGGUGGACGAAGAUGGCAGCUGCUGGCAGACGGGGCCCAGGCUGAGCCUGCUGGUCAAGACAUACGAGGAGCUGUCCCUGCAGCAGCGUCAACAGCAGGCCAGUCAGCAGACCGCUGGGGGUAGAUGAGGAACGGGUCGGUGUGGGCAAGCGGAGAUCUGAGGCUUACAUUGUUUGUCAAUACAUAAACAUAAUGGAAUGUAUCGCCAAGUACCGUUCCACUGUGGCAUGAACUACACGCUGGCCAGCAAUCCUUACUCACCAGUAAACUACAUGUGUUCUGGGAUGAUCACCUCAUAUACGAGAACAAAAUCAUAGGCUCUGAAAAAGAGUUGAGGUUACUUUUCCUUCAGAGCAAAUCAUAACACAAAAGAGGCAUACUUCGGGCAACAAGUUCCAUGGAUGCCAAAAACAAAUGACUUGAAAGAGCUCUUUGUUGGACAGUGAUCUUGGCAAUUCCAGUUACGACAGUUGUCACAAACACCAGAUUUUUCAGGCCAGGUCCUUUGAGGCAGGUUGUAGAAAGUAGCAACGUUGUCUUGGCUUCCAUUCAAGACAGUGCACAAUCCGAUGUGCGUGCAGCCACCGUUAAGCAUAGCCAGAGCAUAUGACCAUUUCUCGACAGCCUGUGAUAGUUUGCAGGAUCUGCACAUGAAAUAAUUCAUAGUGUAUGUAAUUUGUGUGUUCUUAACUGGGGGUAAAAAAAGUACACAUAUAUCACUACUGGGUUUUUUUUUUUUUUUUAUUUUGAUCAGAAAGAUAGCUAUAUUGACAGGGCACUGUAUGACCAAAAAGAUCUGGUAAGCUUAGAUUAAUCCUACUUUUUAUACAGGCAUGCACAAUAAAUAUCACUUUUUUUCAUU